AUGUUGUUCCUUGAGUCCGAGAACAAGAUUAUCAAGGGGGUGUUGGAGGGACGUAUAGGAGAGAAAGCUCCUCGUCCCGUCGCACCUUUGGAAAUCCGCUUAUGUGACUUUGACGAUGUGCAGGUGUGCAUAUCGAUUGUGGACACCCUCCUGACGGUCUCUAUGGCCUACCCUCCGUACAAGACUUUAGAAGGAUUGGGUGCCAAGCAGAUGUUUGCUGCGACAUACCCAGAGUUCCAGCUCGUCGCUCCCAAAGCAGGCUUUGAUUUAUCCCUGCAGGUUAAUGUGGACCUGAUUACUCCAUCCAAUGCGGCUUCCUUCAUUGGACGUAUUUCAGGACUAAAGCGCAACAUUCUUGGCGCACCAUUCGAGCAGUGCUUUGAGGCACUACAAAAUGGCAACGCGAAUACUCUCGGCCCAGUGCAGAUCCCGUACCGUCGUAACGAAACGAUCUACGUGCUUCCUCAGGAAGACCGUAUUGUCAUUGUAUACUCGGUCUGUUUCGAUGACAAGACCGAUCAAGCCAUCGCGCGUGUGUUUUUACAGGAAUUCGUGGACACCCGACGCACUGUGAACAAUGCACCACCCGUUGCAUUUGGUAAGGACCCGCCGCUUGAGCUUCGUGGCGCCCCCAACUUACGUAACUCGCCAGACCUGGUUGGUUACUUGAGCGUCGUAAUUUUCUUUACGCACGUGGAUACGACCGAGAAGCGUAUUAAGGCGGCAACGCUUGUGCAAAGUCUUCGUAACUACCUUCAUUAUCACAUCAAGGCUUCCAAGACGUACUUGCAUAUCCGCAUGCGGAAGCGUGUGGACCUGUUGCUGCAAGUACUGAACCGUGCUCGCCCUGAGAAAGAUCAAUCUAAGAUUCAAAAAAAAGACCAUCACGGGCCGAACAUUUGCUCGAGCUUAGAUUGCAAGGACGACCGACUAUUGUCACUUAGCCAGAUUUUAUCGGAAGCUAUGAUCAUAAAGAAGCAAAAAGACUUGCCGCAAUCAAUGACGGAAACAACGUGGAACACUCUAGUGAUUGGUGAAAUCGUAGACUACCAUCCGCAUCCGCAAGCGGACCCUCUGAACGUUUGCAUUGUGAACAUUGGAGACGAGGAAAAGCUGUUACAGAUUAUCUGCGGUGCCUCCAAUGUGCGUGUUGGUGCACGCAUACCAGUGGCCACAGUGGGCACUAGACUGGCUAUCAAGGAACAUGUGACUGGUGACCUAAAGAAACUGAAGAUUAAAAAGUCUAAGCUUCGUGGAGAAAUCUCACAAGGCAUGAUCUGCUCGGAGGCAGAGUUGGGACUGGCAGAUGAAAGUGACGGGAUCUUUAUCUUUGAAGCCGAUGCACGAGUGGGCAGUCUUGUGAUUGAGCAUCAUACAAUCGCCAGCCGUUUGAUAGCACGAGGUAUUUCAGUUCCUUCAUCGUACCCAACGGUCGCUGCUUCUCUUCUUCAAGCAAAGACAGAGCAAUAG
Peronospora belbahrii is the source of this 1470-nucleotide messenger RNA. Lineage: Eukaryota; Oomycota; Peronosporomycetes; Peronosporales; Peronosporaceae. The record is from the annotation of a GenBank genome assembly.